Phyllostomus discolor (pale spear-nosed bat) is the source of this 3329-nucleotide messenger RNA. RefSeq names its product EF-hand calcium-binding domain-containing protein 1-like. Gene Ontology annotation, molecular function: calcium ion binding. The transcript has 5 exons. The coding region runs from base 2492 to 3088 and encodes 198 amino acids. The record is from RefSeq and is a predicted model, not a curated record. Lineage: Eukaryota; Metazoa; Chordata; Mammalia; Chiroptera; Phyllostomidae.
UAAACUAAGUUGUUUAAUAACAUGAGUCAAACUCUGGCAUCUCAACACCAUUCUCAACUACCCACGACUUCUCAAAUAUCACAACUGUUCCUUCUCCACGUGUGUAAUAAGGCCUGUAGAUACAAUGAAAUGCAAGCCACAUGGAUAAACUCAAAAAAAGUUACCCACCAGAGACUGUCUACAAUCCUAGAUUGCUUUGACUCAGAGCAGCUUAACCCUCACUCUCUUCAGGGACCCUUUUAAUUCAUGCUAGUGUUGGUGCUAACAUUUCCACUCGGGUAAUAGUUCUCCAGAAUGAGCAUGACAAAUGUCUUACUAUGCACUUGAUAGAGUGUGUCUACAUUUGAGUGCCCUUUUUCUUCACAUUCCACCAAAAAAACAAACAAAAAAAAACCAGUGUCUCCAAGUUUUUGUCCUCAGCAAUUGCAUCUCUUUCUGCCACAUAACCUUGAAAAGUCACGUUCCCUGGUUCCAUUGUACACUUACGUGGUUGAAAGGAAACCAGCACAAAAGUCCUAAUUUCAAGGGAGGGAGACAGUCCCCAUCUCUCUGGGGGUGACAUAUCUACAUCAUAUCGUAAGAAGAGCAUGUGGGCGGGGGGAAAGAUGGUUUCAGUGGUCUUUGGGGAAGUAGCAACCUGUCACAUCUGGAUUCCCCAUAAGGCAGUUUCAAGAACAUGCCCAAGUGAUCUUCUGUAGAUGCAAGUCUGAUCCUGUUAACGUGCCAAAGUUUUUCAGUAAGCUCCCCAUUGUCUGCAAACAGUUCUGCCACAGGGCCAACACCAGAACAUCUGCAGCUCUCAGAACAUGCCUCCACGCACUCAAGCUUUCUCCUCUGGCUAAUGCUCACUCCUUCGGCAGGUCUUAGCUCGUGGCACUUCCUCUUUGGGGCUCUUCUUAAUUACUUACCAUCUCUUCCCAAAUCCUUCCUUUGGGUUGCCCCCAACCAGCAUCAAUCACAGUGCUUAUUCUACUUUACUGCACUUCCUUAUCUCCACCAAAGUGUAACAAUCUUGAGGGCAGGAGCCAUGGAGUAAUUAUUUCCUGGUUCAUGGAAGACCCUUAAUAAAUGCUUACUGGAUGGAUAAAAAAGACCUUUGGUUUCAUAUAUUAGGGCUAAUAGCUACAGUGUGAAGCCUGGCAGUUCAUAGAAUAGUAUUUUUAGGUAACUUUGUAAUUGCUUCUUUGUCAGUCAUUGUGCUAAGAAUCAAGUUAUUUUGACCACAGUGGAAACCCUAUUGUAAACUGCAUAUUUACUAUAUGUUGUCAUUAAUUUCUACUGGGUAACCUGAAAUCAUCUCAAAGACAGCAUCUAAAAUAAUCUUUUUUUUCUCCCACCUUCCCCACCUGCCACCCCUCCUCAAAAAACAAAAAAAAAGAAAGAAAGAAGAAAAGAAAAAGGGAGGGAGGACAGGGAAGAGAAAAAGAAAAAUAUUAACCAGCUUUCCCCCUCUUUUGGUUCUCUCAACCUUUGAUUCAGAGAAUUAGACUUUUAUAAAUUUGAGAGAUCAUCUGGACAGACAAACACGUAAUUUGUAGUGGUGAGGACUCCAAAGCAUAAGGUGCUUUGUGACUUGUCCGUCUGUCAGCUAUUUAGUUUCUCAGAAAUGGGAGUAGAACCCAAAUGCUUAAGCCUAGUACCCCCAACCCACUAAGUCUGAGCCCGGAGUUCUCGGUCCGGAUGGUGCAUUAGAAACACCUGUGCACUUAAAUCUACCAUUAGUUUUCUAAGCCUGGAGUAAGAUCCAGAUAUAUGAGCAUUAAAAAGUUUCGGUUUGAAAAUCAGUCACCAAGUCCUACUGAUUCUUUACAGUAUCUCAGGCUCCCUCCCCACUCUGACCUCAUGUCCACCUCUCUAGCCCCAUCACUCCAAGCCUGGCCUCUGCGCUUCAAUACAGCUUGCCACUUCUCAACUCUUAAGGCAUGGAAGAGUCAACCUAGCUCUUGUUUAAAAGCUCAUCUCCUGGGCCUACGGUUAACGAUUCUGAGAGAGGUCUAGGGCAAGGCCUGGGAAUUUGCAUGUUGAACAAGCAAUGGCAAGGGGGUUGCUUCUCACACAGGUGAUCCAAAGAUGAUACCAUGGGAAACACUUCAGUAAAAUAAAUGUUAAUCCUCUGGCCAGGCAUUCAAAGCCCUCAACCAUCAGGCCAUUCUCUUCAAUCGUAUUUUUCACUUCUUUCCAGCUCCCCCCAUUCUCCCUCUUUCCUUUACUCAUGUUGUCCCCUCUCCCUGGAAUUUUCCACUUCUCCACCACCCCAACUCAUUCCUUCCUAUAAAAAUCCUGUGCAUCCUUCAAGGCCCAAUUCAAAGCCCACUCCAGUGAAAAUGGCCCAGCUCCUCUUUCUGAGUGAGCCCCAUCUUAACAGGGUAAGCUCUUAAGGAACAAGCCCAUGUCAUAUUUUAAAAACCACUAGGGCAUCUAGCAUCAUAGGAAAAACAGCUUUUUAGUAAAAUAUUUUUAAUUACGCUAGAGAACUCAACGAUGGACUCACAUGUAUUUAUAUUUUCAUUUUACAGUCAAAAAAAGUGAAGUAGAGUGUCUGAUAAUACUUUUUCAGCGCUUGGUGGGAAGAGGCGAUGUGCGACUUGAUAAUGCUGGGCUAGACCGUAAUGCCUUCCGGACGAUCCUUUACAGCUUGUUUGGAAUGACUGACGAGAAGCUAAUGAAUAGGGUAUUUUUUGCAUUUGACAAAGACAAUGAUAACUGCAUAAACGUAAAUGAGUGGGUUGCAGGAUUAUCAGUGUUUCUUCGAGGGACUUUUGAAGAAAAGCUGAAAUUCUGUUUUGAAGUUUACUAUUUGAAUGGCGACGAUGGCUACAUUUCUCGAGAGGAAAUAUUUGACCUGCUGAGGAACAGCCUACACCAACUGUCAUCCAAGGAAGAGACUGAUGAAGGAGUAAAAGAGCUGGUAGACAUAACACUGAAGAAAAUGGAUUAUGACAACGAUGGCAAGAUAUCGUUUGCAGACUUUGAGAAAGCAGUGAAGGAAGAGAAACUUCUGUUGGAGGUGUUUGGACAAUGUUUACCGGAAGCAAAGAUUUGUCUUGAUUUUGAAGCCCUGGCAUUCAGACACCUAGACACAUCCUGACUUCUAGUUUUUGCAUGUGAAUCACUCAAUACUUAUAUUAAAAUAAAAAACAUUUUGGUUGCUAUACUUAUUUCCUUCAAUUAAUUCACAUAUAGUUACUGCAGUGUGAGAGGUAAUGUUGUAAGAACUGUUUCUGUAAUAUUAAGUAUGGAUCAAAAUAGCAUCUAUAACAGGUAAUGAUAAGCUAUUUUAUUUACUUAAGUUAGCUAGCAACCUUGGGUCUUGUGGCAAAUACUGUGAA